AUGAUCCAAUUUGGCUUCCUGCUGUUUAUCAUUGCUGCCACCAGAGGCUGCAGUGCAGCUAAAGACAAUCCUGAUCCCACCAAGUGGAACAAUUCUUUAUCUUCACCUCCUUUCAGAAGUUGCAAGGAAAUCAAGGAGAAGUUCUAUAAUGCAUGUGAUGGCCUAUAUUUCCUCCGCACCAAGCAUGGCGUCAUCUACCAGACCUUCUGUGACAUGACCACUGCAGGUGGUGGCUGGACCCUGGUGGCUAGUGUGCACGAGAACAACAUGGCUGGGAAGUGCACUGUGGGCGAUCGCUGGUCCAGUCAGCAAGGCAACAAAAAAGACUACCCGGAGGGGGAUGGCAACUGGGCCAACUAUAACACCUUUGGAUCUGCAGAGGGGGCCACAGGUGAUGACUACAAGAACCCUGGAUACUUUGACAUUGAAGCCAAGAACCUGGGUAUCUGGCAUGUGCCCAACAAGAUCCCCAUGCAAAAUUGGAGGAGAAGUUCCCUGUUGAGAUACCGCACCUUCACUGACUUCUUCCCGAGUCUGGGACAUAAUCUGUUUGGCCUCUACCAGAAAUAUCCAGUAAAAUAUGGAGGAGGAAAGUGUUGGACUGACAACGGUCCCGCAUUGCCUGUGGUCUAUGAUUUUGGUGAUGCUCGGAAAACAGCCUCUUAUUAUUCCCCCAAAGGCCGCAAGGAAUUCACUCCGGGAUUUAUCCAGUUCAGAGUGUUUAACAAAGAGAAAGCAGCCAAUGCCUUGUGUGCUGGAGUGAAGGUCACUGGAUGUAACACUGAGCAUCACUGCAUCGGUGGAGGAGGGUACUUCCCAGAGGGAAAGCCCUGGCAGUGUGGAGACUUCUCUGCUUUUGAUUGGAAUGGAUAUGGAACUCACACUAGGUACAGCAGCAGCCGAGAGAUAACCGAAGCAGCCGUGCUUCUGUUCUAUCGUUGAGAGCUUUGUGGUAUGGGAUCCAGACUUCUCCCAACUCCUGAAGAUGUAGAAAAACUUAUUUAGAAUGCUAAUGACAUAGGAAAGGAAAAUAAAUGGUGUUCAUUCAA
Molecule: messenger RNA, 1049 nt
Organism: Nannospalax galili (Upper Galilee mountains blind mole rat)
Lineage: Eukaryota; Metazoa; Chordata; Mammalia; Rodentia; Spalacidae
Product: intelectin-1a-like
Exons: 7
Coding region: 1-942 (313 amino acids)
Molecular function (GO): oligosaccharide binding
Source: RefSeq, a predicted model, not a curated record